Messenger RNA from Drosophila nasuta, 3196 nucleotides. RefSeq names its product homeobox protein Dbx (gene Dbx). The transcript is spliced from 5 exons. Gene Ontology annotation, biological process: regulation of transcription by RNA polymerase II. NCBI's taxonomy places the organism in Eukaryota, Metazoa, Arthropoda, Insecta, Diptera, Drosophilidae. The record is from RefSeq and is a predicted model, not a curated record. Bases 733 to 3147 code for a protein of 804 amino acids. Gene Ontology annotation, molecular function: DNA binding; DNA-binding transcription factor activity, RNA polymerase II-specific.
UUGUUGCGAAAAUUCAUACAAUUAAGAUAAACUAAAUAUGUAUUUAAAGUAAUGCCACACACUUGCUAUUAACAUUUUGUUGUUAUUUCAAGCAUUAUCGCUCAGUGUAUGCUAAGCUAAGCCAAAUAAAAUUAUGAAUAUAUUUACUGAACACAUUCCCAUACCCAAGAGCGCAACUUGAGCCCACUGUGCGUAGUUCUAAAAAGGCGUGUUAGAGCAAGCCAGCAAAUAGAGAGCGAAAGCGAGACAGCAACGACAAUAUGGAGGCACAGCCAAAAACAAAACACGUUGAAAAGCGAGCAACAAGAAAAUUAAAUUUUUAUUGUUUUCACACAAAUAAAAUCAAAUAAAAAGCGUACAACAAUAACAGAGAAGAGACACGCACACACACACGCAAAGAGUGAAGAGAGAGCAUUGUGUGUGUGUGUAUGUAUAUAUGUAAUGAAAGGAGGACGUCACGUGCCACACAUACAAAACACAAGUGCCACUGGGCAGGAGACGAGGACCAACCACCGUAGAGCAACCCCUAAAAAUGUGUUGCUGCCGUUUUGCUUCUGGGAUGCUGCGCUAGCCAGCCAGCAGCAGCGAGCACCAGUCAAGGCUUCUUCUUGUUCAGUACGAAUCGAGCACUCGACGCGUACGCGGCGCGGCAGAAAGUAAAGAACUAAAUCCGUGUAAAAUCCGCAAGCAUAGCACAGGCCAAGCAAAUAGAAACAGUUGUGUUCUUUCGUAAUGUCUACGGCGUUUCUCGUGGACAGUUUGUUGCAUGCACAACAACAACAACAACAGCGCGCCCAGAGUUACAGUGAGAGUCAGUUGAAGUCAAGUCUGAGCGAGAUGCUCCUGAGCCGCGGCCAGUCGACAGAGCCGACAGCUGAGAGACAGCCGGCACAGGAGGAACGCUCCAGCUCCAGUUCGAGUGAGUUGUUGUGCAGCUGCAAUUGUGCGUUGGCCAAGCGGGGCUAUAAAUGUGAUAAGUGUCGCGAAUUGCGUGCGGAAAGUGUCGAUAGCAUUGAGGAAAUGGAGCUGGAAGACGACGACGAUGAUGAGGAUGACGAUGAAAUUGUCGCUGACAUUGGCAGCAUUGAGGCGCCACAUUUGGACGAUGAUGAACUGCUCGACGAUGAGCUGGACAUGGAGACGUCGCGACGUGAGGCAAUCAAAAUGCCCAAACUCGAACCCAAGGAGGUCAAUACGCCUCUUCCGAGUGGUGGCACUACGAUCCUUAAGGAUAACAACAGCAAACCGAUACUCAAGUUCAGUGUGUCCGCCAUUCUGGGAGACACGCGUGAAGGAGUUCGGGUUAGGAACGAGUUUAUGCAACCGCAGCAUAUAUGGCCUUAUCUGCAACAGAACUUUAUGCAGCAGCACACACAUCAAUAUCACCAGCACCAUCCGCAGCAGCAGCAGCAGCAACAUCCCCAGCAACAGUCGGCGCCACCAACAUCGCAUCAUCAUCAUCAUCACCAUCAGCAGCAGCAGCAGCAGCAGCAACACCAUCAGGCAUUGGUUGGACAGACGGCACUCGUUGGAUUGCCGCAUCCACUGCAUCACCAUGCACAUGCCCAUUUUCCGCAUCCCGCAUUUCUAACGCAUCAGCAGCAACAGCAGCAACAACAACAGCAGCAGCAACAUCACGGCAAUAGUUGUCAACCGCAAACCACAGCAACGACGGCCGCAUCCUCGUCGUCACCUGGCAGCACAAUUAGUGAUAGCGACAACAAUCACAGCAACAACAACAACAACAAUAGCUGCAGUAGUAAUGGCAACAUUGGACAGGAUGGGCGACCGCAUGAAAUCGACAACAACGAGGACAACAGCAAUCGAAGAUUAACGCAAGAAAAGCAGCAGCAACUGUUGAGUGGACAAGCAACAGGCGGAGGAGGAGGAGGCGUGGGAGGCGUUGGACCACCAACAGCGCAUCCAACGCCACCGCCUCCACCCCCGCCCAUACAUCCGGUGAUUGCCAAGCCGAUGCCCAGUCGCCCGACUCCGUUUCUGCCUCACACACUCAACCAUCCGCAUUUGCAUUCGUUGCUGGCUCACUGUCGCAAUCCCUACAUGAGUGUUGGUGCCCAAGUAUUUCCCCUGCCACCUGGCCAGGGAUUUCCCUGGGCGCACUCGACACGUGGAAAGCCAAGGCGUGGCAUGAUGCGGCGUGCCGUCUUCUCAGAUUCGCAGCGAAAAGGAUUGGAGAAACGUUUCCAGCAGCAGAAAUAUAUCAGCAAACCAGAUCGAAAGAAACUCGCUGAGAGAUUGGGUCUUAAAGACUCGCAGGUAAAAAUUUGGUUUCAAAAUCGCCGCAUGAAAUGGCGCAACUCGAAGGAGCGCGAACUCUUGGCCAACGGCGGCUCACGCGACCAAACGCUGCCCAACAAGAACAACCCGAAUCCGGAUUUGUCCGAUGCCAAAUGCGAUCGCCCCUUGACGCCGCUCUCCCCCUCGCUGCUCUCGCCCAAUGGCAGCGCCAGCACACCGCCACCGUCAUUAACAGCAGCAGCUGCUGGGAAGGAUGAGCUGACAUCGGCAGCAGCAGCAGCAGGAGGAGGCGGAGCUGCCUUGGCUGUCACACCCAAAUCACCGCAAUCGCAAUCUCAGACAGCGAGCAGCAGCAGCUCACCCGUUGAGGGUGCUCCGACGCCAACAUCGUCCUCUGGCUAUGGGAUGCAAAUCAGUUCGCCGCCGCCGCUGCUCACCAGCAUCAAGAUGAGCGAUCAGUCAGCCACGCCCACACCAACGCCCACCACAACGGUCUCCUCGGCUGCCUCAUCGCCACCCGGCGUGGCCGAAUUCCAGGCCAAGAUCAAUGCGGAAAUGCAAAAGCAAUUGGUUGCCGCCGAUCUGAAGUUCAAGCUGGAGACGAGCAUCCAAGAGGCGAAGCAACGACGCUUCGAGCAGCUGCAGCAACUUCAUCAUUCACCGCAUUUCACAGCCAUGCGAGAAGUUGAGCUGGCUGCUGCAGCAGCUGCUGCUCAACUGCAUCAUCAUCACCAACAACAGCAACAACAACAACAGCAACAGCAACAACAAUUGCAAUCGACGCCGACUUCAGCGGCGCAUUUCCAGAGUGCAGAGUUCAUGAAGCUCUACUACGAUGAAUACGAUGACUCCAACUCGGAUAGCGAUGAGGAAAUAAGCGUUACGUGAUUGCCAAAAUUGGCAGCAAGAGAGCGCAUUGUAAAUACUCGAUAUAUAA